Messenger RNA from Mizuhopecten yessoensis (Yesso scallop), 1688 nucleotides. RefSeq lists its product as uncharacterized. The coding region runs from base 398 to 1666 and encodes 422 amino acids. The transcript is spliced from 6 exons. Gene Ontology annotation, cellular component: cytoplasm. Lineage: Eukaryota; Metazoa; Mollusca; Bivalvia; Pectinida; Pectinidae. The record is from RefSeq and is a predicted model, not a curated record. Gene Ontology annotation, biological process: apoptotic process; positive regulation of apoptotic process.
CAGCACAGAAACACUUGUCAUGGUCAUAUGUAUUUUGUCUUAGUAAAUAGCUUCCAGGUUUCAUAAAAUAGUACAGAUGAAUAAAUAUUAAUUAUUGUACUAUUUUUCGAGACACGGAAAUAUUGGCGAAAAUGACGUAAUCUAGCACUGUGAUGGUCUAUUCAGGUGCGAAAUGAAAACGAGGCCGUCUGUAUACAUAUGGUGCUACGUAUACUGGUAUAAUGACGGAAGCGAUGUCGACAAGGGCAGUGUGAGUAGAUCGCCUGACAGCUCACUGUAGCCAGACAGACAAAAAAUAAGCAAAAUAUGACGACGGGAUCUUUACGUGCGUCAGGAGUGAGUUAAGCUAAACACUUGACAUCUUUACCUGAAAGUCUCUUCCUUCACUGAUAACAACAUGGCGUCUAGUUCUGUGAGUCAGGAAAGCUUAGAUACAGAGGAUUUUGCAAUCAGUGUUCGUAAGAGUAGAAUACGUAACAUGCGUGCCCGGGGGUUGAAUCCUGGCCCGCGGAAUACGGACCGAGAGAGGGAAGAAGACCCCUACGAGCGCGACAACAGGUUAGACGAGGACACUGAUACUCCUGGCUGGGGGGUCAUCCACGAACACGAGUCUCCAGCCCGAUCCAACCCCACCAGCCGGACCAAGGACAAGAGGACACGCCCAAACCACCUGCAUAAAGGCAAGCUGCCCAAAGACAAAAGGAAGCUAAGGGAAAAGAGGAGGAGCACAGGGGUGGGGCUAGGCGGUCUGGCUCACCUCGCAUCCGCUGAGAGUACCGGGGACUCUCUGGAUGAGGAUGAUGAGGAUCCAAAAGGUUCCACAGAGACCAAGCGCAACACAUCAUACAAUGAGAUCAUUGACGAGGACAAUCCACAAACGCCCUCUGACGAUCACCGCAUUCCAAAAGGUUUCAUGUCCAGAAGGACAAAGAGUCCAUCUGACCUUGAGGCUGACUUUGAAGACAACCAGGAUUAUGACAGUACAGUUAGCCAACCUGAGACCAAUUUGACAUUAAUUGGAAAAUCGGAUUCCACAGAAUCCAACCAUGUACACAGUCCAAUGUUGGGACAUGGACGAGGCAUGUUUGUGCCGUCCCACCAUGUGUCUGCUGAACCUUUUAUACACUUCAGCUCUCAUAACACCAGUAAUCCAGAUUCUAAGCCCCCCACACCUUCCCCAUAUGCUGGACUGGGCCGCCAGAGUAGGUAUGGAAUUGCCACGAAUGCAGCACGGUGCCGGAAAACAGAACUAAAUAGCACAGAUACUAAGGACUUGCCUGUGAUAAGGCCUUUGACAUCCGUGAUAAAUCGCUAUCAGGAACGAAAAUCGGACAGUGACAAUAACGGUUUCAGUGGAUACCGGCACCAUGACCCAGAACACCUGCCAGGGUCAGUGAUGAGCCACAGACCCUUCCUUAAUCAGUCUCUAAAGGAGGAUGAAAAGAUUAAGCUAGAGCAGUUGUUGGAAAAAGAAAAAGAAGAAAACAGGAAGUUGAAGGAGAUGUUGGAAUCAAAAGAUAAGAAAAUUGCUGAACUGGAAAAGGAAGUAUCUUCAUUAAACAAGGAUCUUGAAGACUUUGAUGACGAGAACCAGAAAUUGGUGUUGGAAAAUAACUCACUGAUCCGGGCAGUGUCAAAUCUCAGUAUCACAAGUACACCUGUGUAGGACAGCAAUACCCCUGUCUAUC